AGCGACUUAAUUUUCCUGUGUUUGAAGUCGCGCGCGGAAAGGCGGUGGGUUAGCCCAUGUCUUCCUGCUAAUGUAAGAGAAGACUUUUUAUUUCAUUUAUUUGAUACGCUUACAGUUUACCAACAAAACUGAACGACGUUAAAUAAAGCAAUGGAUACACAGUCGUAUCUACCCGUGCUGCCGGGGAUAGGAAUGGAGGAGAACUUUUUGUCUCUGGACGAUAUUUUGUUGUCACACGAACGACUACCAUGUCGACUACAGACUACUUUUCCUCGCCUGGGAUUUCUUGAAAAAUCCAGCGAUACACAAGACAUUCCAGAGGGCACCAAGAUGGAGAUGCCCCUGUGGUUGGCCAAGGGACUGUACGAGCAGAAGCGAAGAGUGCUGACGGUGGAGCUCCCCAAAGUGUACCGCGAGGGCUGGAGGACGGUGUUUGGAGCUGACCCCAACGUGGUGGACCUGCACAAGAUGGGGCCUUAUUACUAUGGCCUGGGUUCACAGAUGCUCCACUUUGACAGCCCGGAGAAUCCCGAGGUGGCACAGACCAUCCUGCAGACGUUUAUUGGGCGGUUCCGGCGGAUCAUGGACUCGUCUCAGAACGCGUACGACUCGGACACGUCUGCACUGGUGGAGCGUCUGGAUUGCCUGGAGAGGGCGCUGUUCCGGGCGGGGCAGAGCGGCCUCAACGCCUUCCAGCGUUGGGAGAAGGGCCACGCGCACCUCACGGCCUCCAGCCUCGUCAUCAACUACCGCAAGAGGAAACUGGCUGACAUGAACGUCUGAAAGACCCAUACUGCACAUGGACUCACUAAGACUCUAGCUCUCUCUCUCUCUCUCUCUCUUUCUCUCUCUCUCUCUCUCUCUCUCUCUCUCUCUCUCUCUCUCUCUCUCUCUCUCUCUCUCUCUUUCUCUCUCUCUCUCUUUCUUUCUUUCUUUCUUUCUUUCUUUCUUUCUUUCUUUCUUUCUUUCUUUCUUUCUUUCUUUCUUUCUCUCUCUCUCUCUCUGUUACACACACACACACACACACACACACACACACACACACACACACACACACACACACACACACACACACACACACACACACACACACACACACACACAGUCUUUGUAACUGAUCAUACCCGAACACUUUCAGGCUCAUAUUCAUCUUCUAAGAGCCAGUACAUGAUGGCAAACAUUAUUCAGGAACCAUAUGGGACUAAAUUUGGUGCAUGGCUCCUCCAUACAUUUUGUUUUGUUCUGUCUGUGAAAGUACUGAAUGGAGUCAUUAUGAUUCAUUCACACACUAUUAUGUGUUCUUAUGUCCAUGACAUGGAUUUAAUUUUUUCAGAAUCGACAAGCAAUCAUUGUGAAUAAAACUCGUUUUUUAAACUACA
Molecule: messenger RNA, 1379 nt
Organism: Engraulis encrasicolus (European anchovy)
Lineage: Eukaryota; Metazoa; Chordata; Actinopteri; Clupeiformes; Engraulidae
Gene: gins3
Product: GINS complex subunit 3
Exons: 3
Coding region: 151-783 (210 amino acids)
Biological process (GO): mitotic DNA replication initiation
Cellular component (GO): GINS complex
Source: RefSeq, a predicted model, not a curated record